AUGUCAAUGAUUAAGGGAGGCGAAAACCUCUUUGGGAGUGACCUAGCGGUACACGGGGAUAGCCAAUGUAACAACGGGAAGGGCGUGGCUGCAUCAGGAGUUGCCUCUGACUUGGAAAAUAACUUAAAUGGACAGCUCAACAAACACCCAACAAUUGAUUCCCAGUCAAAAGUCGUCAGGAAAAUACCUUCGCAGCUCUUUAAACGAAAGCUGUGGAAUAUCGAAUCUGUCAGUUCGUCCAGUAGUACAGGAAACCCAAACGCUUCCUGCGGGAUUCCUUAUAACACUGGUAGAAGGCGAACCCCUUCAGCUCCUAGUAAAACCCCAACAACUCCCGUUGGUCAGACUGCUAUUCUUCGGCGAAAUAUUUUUCCUCAGUCGCUUGUUGACAACGAGGUGUGCCAGGCUCGUGCAAUGAUCCUUAUGGUGCAGGAGGAGUUAGUCAACACCGAAAACUCAUAUGUGCACAUACUAUCGCAGUUUCUUAUUUUGCGGGACGAGAUAUUUGCUCCUGGCUGGCGAAACGAUAGACAAAAGUUCAUACGACUCUUCCCUGCUGCAGUCGACGAUCUAUGCAACCUGCACAGGGAAUCAUUCGAAGCUAUGCGGAGGGCAUUUGACAGCUCUAUAAAUGAAGCCAGACCGUGGAAAGAAGGUUGGACUAAAGAUUACCUUCACCAGAUACCAACCUACAGGGAGGAGACUGGAGUUGGUGAAGGAGGGCGGUUUACGUGUAAUGCCACCCCCUUCACCGUCUUGCUGGAAAUGCUCGAGGGCAAAAGACCGCUGGGGUGUUACACCCACUCUAACUGCACCUCGUACUAUCGCAAUGCACCAUUCUGGUCUACUGCACCCUUCUUCAAACUUUACGCACGCUAUUUAGCCGAAUUCUCUAGUGCAAUGCACAUGCUAAACAAAAUGCGCCGCGGUUCGAGCAGAUUGAGAAAACAUCUUACGCAACUUCAAAUGCACCCUGCUUGUGAAUUCAAUGACAUUACGACCUAUUUGCUUGCACCUGUACAACGCCUUCCACGGUAUUUACUGCUUGUUAAAAAAAUGAUCUACUACACCCGAAAGCUUGAGCCAUCUGAUCUCAACACUGUUGCGAAACGCUCGCGCCCAAAGGUCGGUCUCCGGAGGACUGUGACACCAACCAACCACUUCACUACUUCUCUCAGGUUUCCGCAUCUAGACAGUCUCAGAAGAGCCGAGGCUGCGCUGCAUGGCAUGUUACUGGAGUUAGACGAGAUGAUCGGCUCCGAAGUGGCUGAUUUUAAGGCAGUUGGUCGUGACGUUACUGCCAUCGAUGGUGUCAAGGCUACUCCCUCAUAUUCAAACAACUGCUCUGAUAGCCUUGAUGGGAACAGCAGCCCCAACACGCUCAGCUUCAACACUCCAAUGCUCACUAAUACCGAAGAAAAAGCCAGUAAUGAUACAGAUGGUGCAUAUAUCGAAAAGAAGAAUACAGAAGGUGGUGGUUUCUGGAAGCGACUGAAAAGUUUGCGACUCACAUUCACGGCCAAGGAGGCCAAUCAAGAGAAGUUUUCAGGCAUUCUGGAUGACGUUGGCACGCUUGGCAGUCCCAUAACGCCAUGCGCAAACACUCUGCCGGUCCCAAAACCCACACCAGUGAGCUUGAGAGAAGGUUCACGACGUUCACUCUCACAGUCUCCUCGGACCCAAAGCACUGCUGCAGCACAGCGAGCUCAGCGUCUCGGGAUGAAGGACACUAACGGUUUAGAAAAAACUGGGGAACCUCGUAAGUUGGUCGACGUGUCUGAUCGUCACAGCACAAUUGCCAACACUACCGUCAAAUCGGACAGCGAUAGCGGCAUUAAUACACAGACGGAUGAGGAGCGCCACCUAUACCGCCGAUCCCUAUUCGAGCAACCAACAUACAGUGCAGGCCGGUCACGAUGGCACUCAAGGACACAGACACCAGUUGUAACUGCUGACUCCCAGAAAAAGUGGCAAAAGGAGAUGAGCCGCUCCGCAUCACCCACGCUGAGUUCUUCAUCUGUCUCCUGCACAUCGGAGUCCUCCUCGACAAGCUAUUCAUUGUCCAAUAUAGGCCCCAGCCUUCGUCGACGAAUGUCAGCUACUUUGGGUGAAGAAAACGCAAGUGAACACGUGCAGAAACCAAGCGCCCCAAACGCGCCGUCCCCAGGCCAAACACAGGAGGCCUUAAAAGUGGGAAACUGGGUUAACCAACACGAUGGUGAAGUUGAUAAAAAUGCGACUGGGAUAGAAAUUUUAAACGAAAAUAAGGAAGACAACGAUUACGAGGCAGACACCGGUGGUGGAACGGUGGAAAAAGUUCACAAACCCGCCUCGCCAGCAGAUGUCUGUGAAGAGGACAUGCAAACAGCAAUGUCACCGUUUGAACUGGAGCCGAUCAUUGGACGAAUCUGUCUGGAGGACUUGGAAGGAUAA
This is a messenger RNA of Mesocestoides corti, 2433 nucleotides long. NCBI's taxonomy places the organism in Eukaryota, Metazoa, Platyhelminthes, Cestoda, Cyclophyllidea, Mesocestoididae. The record is from the annotation of a GenBank genome assembly.